This is a messenger RNA of Theileria annulata, 1626 nucleotides long. RefSeq lists its product as uncharacterized. Gene Ontology annotation, cellular component: mitochondrial small ribosomal subunit. NCBI's taxonomy places the organism in Eukaryota, Apicomplexa, Aconoidasida, Piroplasmida, Theileriidae. Gene Ontology annotation, biological process: translation. The record is from RefSeq and is a predicted model, not a curated record. The transcript has 12 exons. Bases 1 to 1626 code for a protein of 541 amino acids. Gene Ontology annotation, molecular function: structural constituent of ribosome; methyltransferase activity.
AUGUAUUGUAUCAUUCGUAGAAUACACUUUGGCUAUUUUCCUGGGUUACGAUUCCAAUCAAGUUCAUUCUUGAAUUCCUCCUCAUAUCGCAACAAAAACCUACACACUUAUCCUGGAAUCCGGUACGACAAGAUACCAAAUUUCCAUAAAGAGGAUUCUUCGGAUGAUAAUGAUUUGAACGACGUCAGUAGACUCUCGAUUAAAACUCUUCCCUUUCCUCCCUCUGUUAAAGACAAGCUUUUUACAUUAAUUAAAUCCAUAUCUAAGAAAAAGGAUAUUGACAAUAUCGGAUCCUACAUUUCGAAAAAGAUGGCUUCCAGAACAUGUGUAGAACUUCCGAAGAUUUUACCCUCAGUUUUGUUGGACUCUAACACACCUGAAAAUAAGUAUUUGAACCAGGCGAAGGAUUUAUCCAAUGAUUCCAAGUUCCCACAUCUCUAUAACCUACUAAACAAGGGCGCCGUCGGACCAAACGAGCAGGCUCAAAUCAACCUAAGUGAAGCAGAAGACUCAAGGCACAAGAAAAGUAAUAUAAACUACUCUCCACAAGUAUCUGUGGCGUAUACCGCCCAUACUUAUUUUGGCCAUUAUGCAGUUUUCCUAAGAAUAUUUCACGAGAUAAACAAGAGGGUUGAAAAUCUAAAACUGUCGAAGAUCAUGUUUUACAACCCUGGUCACGGAGCUUCGUUGGUGUAUGUUUCACUUUUUCAAAAUUUUAGUUCAGCAAAUACCAUUUGGGACCUGAAAUCCUCUGAUAUACUGGUAGUUGAGCCGUCACAAAAUCUUUUGAAGAUUUGCCAACAUCUUAUAUCAGAUCUUAUUAACCCAAGGUUCCAAAAUGAUAUCUACGAAAUAACAGAACACUUUGAUUUAAUUGUGCUUCCAUAUGUGCUCUCGAACACACUAGGACAUAAGUCAAGGACUCUUUUGGUAAAAAAUUUGUGGAACAGAUUGAAUGUUGGAGGAAUUUUGGUGGUUGCUGAACCUGGGACUCCAACUGGGUUUAGGAUGAUUCAUUCCUUGAGAGAGUUAUUCAUAUCACAGCUACAGGAUAAAUCUUUUCAUUUCAUAGCUCCAUGUCCUCACGAGGGGAUUUGUCCAUUGGCGCUGACCGGGAAGGACUGGUGUCACUUCUCCCAGAGAAUUUACAGAAUACCUCACUACAUUUAUAAAAAGGGUUCAAUUUCGAAGUCUAUAGAUGACGAAAAGUUUUCAUACUUAGUUGUUGGGAAAUAUACCGGGCCAAGGUUUCUAGACUAUUCAACUAGUGCAUGUUAUAAAACAUUUAGGUCCAAAUAUCCAAAGGAGUCUUUAUCAAUUUCGCCUGCCGAAAGAUCAUACUUCUGGCCCCGAAUCGUAAUGCACCCACUCAAGGUUGGAAGGAGGGUACUUAUCGAUGUUUGUAGCAGUCCAAAUCACUUCAAAAGACUUAUUGUUCCAAAGAAUACUCCAGAAUCUAGCGGAUACCGAUACGCAAGAGACGCUCUUUGGGGUGAUUUAUGGCGUUUUGAUCAGAGGGUAGAGAAACCUGUGGCCAGGGGUUACACACCACCCAAGGUGGUGGAUUAUUUGCUUAACGAGUCUGCUAGGGAGCAGAAGGUUAGAACCCUAGAAUUUUAUCUUUAG